Molecule: messenger RNA, 1017 nt
Organism: Erigeron canadensis
Lineage: Eukaryota; Viridiplantae; Streptophyta; Magnoliopsida; Asterales; Asteraceae
Product: adenylate kinase 4-like
Exons: 6
Coding region: 61-792 (243 amino acids)
Biological process (GO): nucleobase-containing compound metabolic process
Cellular component (GO): cytoplasm; mitochondrion
Molecular function (GO): AMP kinase activity; ATP binding
Source: RefSeq, a predicted model, not a curated record
AUAUAUAAAUAAAAUCACUCCAAAUAUCGUCCAACAUAUUUUUUCUUCAUUGUAGAUACAAUGGCAAGCAGCAGCUCAUUGGAAGACGUACCUUCCGUGGACAUCAUGACUGAACUCCUUCGCCGAUUCAAAUGCUCUUCCAAGCCUGACAAACGUCUCAUUCUUAUUGGUCCACCUGGGUCUGGAAAAGGUACUCAAUCUCCCAUCAUUAAGGAUGAAUACUGUCUGUGUCACUUGGCAACUGGCGAUAUGUUGAGAGCAGCUGUGGCAGCUAAAACCCCACUCGGGAUUAUAGCCAAGGAAACCAUGGAGAAGGGAGAGCUAGUUUCUGAUGACUUGGUGGUUGGGAUCAUUGAUGAUGCUAUGAAGAAGCCAUCGUGUCAAAAAGGAUUUAUUCUUGAUGGUUUCCCGAGAACAGUUGCCCAAGCAGAGAAGCUUGAUGAGAUGCUUGAGAAGCAAGGAACCAAGAUCGAUAAAGUGCUUGAUUUUGCAAUUGAUGACUCCAUCUUGGAAGAAAGAAUUACUGGUCGUUGGAUCCAUGCUUCUAGUGGCAGAACAUACCACACAAAGUUUGCACCUCCUAAGGUGCCUGGCGUUGAUGAUGUUACCGGAGAGCCUUUAAUGCAACGGAAAGAUGACACUGCAGCGGUUCUUAAGUCAAGGCUGGAGGCUUUUCACCGCCAAACCGAACCUGUGAUAGACUACUACAACAAGAAGGGUGUAGUUGCAAAGCUUCCUGCAGAGAAACCCCCGAAGGAGGUGACUGUUGAGGUUCAGAAAGUUUUGUCUUGAUGGAAAUGCGGCUUUCUUUUUUUAUUCUUACUUUUUUUUGUGUGUGUUCAUUUUUGAUUAUCUUAACCUUAUCUAACCCGGUACAACAUUUGGAUCGGAUUGGCACUUCACCAUUGAAGUCUCCGCAACAGUUUUUCAUCUUUCUAAGCAUUAUGCACGGCAGCUGGUUGAGUUGCUGAGAUACUUGAAAGACCUGAAUAAAAGUCUUGUUUGUUACACUAGAAA